CGUCCAAGGCAAACAUCACACUCUGGAAAUGGACAUGAUGAUCUGCUUGAAUUUGCUGCCAUUUGUGACACCAGCAUAUCUUGACAUCUCGAUCCUGCAAUGUUGACGCGCCAUUGUCCGGUAUCGUGCAGAAUGAGACCUCGCCGACCGCUGCAUGCCAACCACAAUGCUGGAGAACUGUUACAAUGGUCUGAUGACGAUUUCAGCCUGCCACGAGAUCUAGACUUGAAUCGGAUAAUCCAAAAUUCAGUUUUGCUUGAAAAUAAAUUUAUAUGAGGAUAAACAUGGUGUCACUAACGUUGCUGUUUGCCAUUUCUACCGCAAUAGCAGUUGCCAUUUCAGUCAGUCUUUUCAUCUUUAUUUGUUGUUGCAUGCGAGCUCGGAGGACACAGAGACGACAGAAACGUCGAGAAAAACUAGAGCGAGCUCUGGCCGUCACACCCUUGAGAUCGGACUUCUUCAAGAAAGGAGACGAAGAUUACCCGAAGACAAUCCAAGUGCCUCGACAGGAUCCGGUCGAUGAUAGCCCUUUCAGUGAUGUACCGACCGAUGAUCAGGGGAUUGAAGCGACUGACCAGGCUGAUUGUGAUAACUACGGACGCUCCCAGUCAUGGGCGCCGAUGACCUCGACGAACUUGAUUGCAGUAGAUCCUCAAAGAAGACAGACUUUGGCCGUGGUUUCACUCUCUCCUUCUUCUUCUGAUUCAUCACUGGCUUCGUGCAGCUCAGAGAAUGACCUUGAACAGCUCGGGCGUGAUUCCGAGUGGACAGUUUACCAAGGAGGCAACGAAAAGCCGGUUGUAAACUUUUCUCUAUAUCACUCGACACAGGACCGUACUCUCUUCGUCUGCCUCAAGUCUGUUUCUGGAUUGGCGAGGAAAUACUACCCAGGAUGCACUUCGUUUCUCAAGGUCAGCCUCCUGCCAAAGUACAGAGAUGGAUUUCGCACAGAGAUGGUCCGUAAAUCGCUGAAUCCUCAUUUCAAUGAAUCCUUCCAGUUCUGUAAGUUGACUCCCGCAGAGGUCCAAGGCAGCUUCCUGAAGAUUAAACUGUAUGUGAGGGAGAAGUGGAACAGGAAGGAUCGCUUUAGUGGAGAGGUCUUUGCGGAGUGCCAUCAACUUCUAACAAAGAGCGACAGCCUUCUAGAAUUUCAGAGGACAUUCAGUGUGAAAAGAACCAAGCUUCCGAAGAAAAAUCUUAAAAGGCCCUCACUUCCAUGCAUGAAACAGAUGAGAUCUAAAUCCACAUCAGAAGCUACAUCCAAUCGGCCAUACCUUGGAGAUCUCUUUGUAGCCUUACAAUAUCAACCUCAAGCAGAUCGACUGAAGGUGAUGGUGAGGAAGGCUGAGAAUCUAUUGGUUGACAGCGUCCUUCCUGGUUCUGGAGAUAUCUACGUCACUGUGCGCCUCAUGAAGCACGGUGAGAUAAUAGAUGAAUACAGCACGCAACGUCGUUCUGGAACCAGUCCGAUCUGGAACCAGCCAUUCCUCUUCCAUCCUAAACAAGAUGAGAUCGAACAACAUUCCAUCCUCCUUGCCAUCAACCGUGGUCGACGACUAGCAACCGACGUGAUGGUGGGGAAGGUUGAAAUCGGAAGGCAAUUCGGAGAGACGGGCGUGGCGCAUUGGACGGAGAUGCUGCAACCACGCGGAUUGGAGGUCGCUAAGUGGCAUCGAAUCAAGCCACCUUUCAGUUAAGAGUAAUAAGGGGGCGUUUCGUGAUAGGACUUGUCGGAUGUUUUAUCCAACAAGUCCCAUUUUAACUGACAGUUACCAUGGGAACAGUGCCUCUCAGCCAAUCAUAGUCAAGGAAAACAUGUCGGACAAAAAUGUUGAUGAAACGGUCCCCAUGCCUUCAAGUCUAGUUUGGUAUUUGUAACAAAUUGCCCUUUUGAAGGAUAAAUUAUUCUGAUUCGGCUUCAGAGGAACUUUAAGACCUGCAAGACAACGUUGUCUUAGAAUGACGCCAUUCGUUACUUGCUUCAAUUAUUGUGGAGUCUGAUAGCAAAGAAAACUCUUUUGGGGUUAUUGAAAUGCAUUAUUUGGACAUUGAAUAUGUUAAUGCUGUUUUUUUUUUGUACGACCAUGACGACGAUAAAGUGGUACAAAUAUCUCAUCACUAUUUGACGCCAUGCGUCAGAGCUCGUAUACAAAACUAUAACAGUUUUCUAUAAUCUCGCAAUUACUUUAUUGUAAAUGAUGUAUUACGAUGUAAUACGGUGUAUAUAGAAAUACA
Molecule: messenger RNA, 2235 nt
Organism: Lytechinus variegatus (green sea urchin)
Lineage: Eukaryota; Metazoa; Echinodermata; Echinoidea; Temnopleuroida; Toxopneustidae
Product: synaptotagmin-5-like
Exons: 4
Coding region: 273-1697 (474 amino acids)
Biological process (GO): regulation of calcium ion-dependent exocytosis; regulation of dopamine secretion; calcium-ion regulated exocytosis
Cellular component (GO): axon; synapse
Molecular function (GO): calcium ion binding; clathrin binding; phosphatidylserine binding
Source: RefSeq, a predicted model, not a curated record